This is a messenger RNA of Dioscorea cayenensis subsp. rotundata (Guinea yam), 1533 nucleotides long. Its product is annotated as squamosa promoter-binding-like protein 7. Gene Ontology annotation, cellular component: nucleus. Gene Ontology annotation, molecular function: DNA binding. The record is from RefSeq and is a predicted model, not a curated record. The transcript is spliced from 3 exons. Bases 89 to 1102 code for a protein of 337 amino acids. Lineage: Eukaryota; Viridiplantae; Streptophyta; Magnoliopsida; Dioscoreales; Dioscoreaceae.
CUCCGCGCCAUCCUUUCUCUUCGUUCCCUCUCUCCCCAACACUCCUCUCCAUCGAGAUCUCGAGAGAGAGAGAGAGAGAGAGAGAGAGAUGGACUCCAAUGGCGGCGUUGGUUGGGGAAUCUGGGACCUCGCCGGCUACCAUGACACUGUAUCAACAACGGUGAUGACUUCUUCGGUAGCUGGUGCUGGUGAUGACCAUCAACUUCAUUAUCAGCAGCAGCAGCAGCAGCAACAGCAGCGGCGGCAGUUGACGAGCUUGAACUUGGGGAAGAGACCCUACUACGAGGGGAAUGGGAUCAUCGGAUCAUCACCAGUGAUGAUGAAGCGUGAAAGGCUUGGAACGUCUGCUUCGUUGUCAUCGUCGUCGAUGGCGGUGGUGCCGAGAUGCCAGGUGGAUGGGUGUGGGAAGCCAUUGAUUGAUGCUAAGGAGUAUCAUCGUCGGCAUAAGGUUUGUGAGAUGCAUUCUAAGGCUCCGAAGGUCGUCGUCCUCGGUGCUGAGCAGCGGUUUUGUCAACAGUGCAGCAGGUUUCAUGCGGUAUCGGAGUUUGAUGAUGCGAAGCGGAGCUGCAGGAGAAGGCUGGCAGGGCACAACGAGAGGAGGCGAAAGAGUAGCCAUGAAUCCAUUUGCAAGAACUCGUCUCUAGAAGGCACAAUGAUGGGCAAUAGAUUCCCAUACAUAUCAUCAGCUACUCCGGGUCGUGCUCUCUCUCUUCUGUCAUCCAAGUCUUCUCCUUGGAUUUCGACGUCCGAUCUCUCGUCUCGGUCAAGCGCCGCUCUUCGGGAGCUGAUAGCAGAGAACCGUGCAGCUCUCCUUGCUCGGCAAUUGUUCUCCGACCGCAAUGGCUGGCAAAACACAAGCACAAUAACCUCCACAACUCUCUCUUAUCUACCUCAACAACAUGAACAAAUCCAUUCCCAGGAACCAUCUCAGCUGACCAGCACUUGGGAUCACUUUCAAGAGACCGGAACUCAAGUAACACUAGACCUGAUGCAAAUGCCUGAUCAAUCUUUUGAGUUCCUUUCCGGUAGGAGCAGGAACAAGGAUCAAGAAGAAGAAUGCUGCGAUAUUUGGAAAUCUUUGGAAGGCACUCAUGUGGUAUGAGAACCAGAACUGAAACAAAACUAAGGUACUAUUUGGCCUGAGUCGCCUGACCAAAAGAGUGAAUAAACAAUGCACAUGAUGCUUGCACAUGUAGAGUUUAUGGUCAGAAAUGUUUUCAAGGAAGCUGCUGGGAAUUUCUCAUCUUUUAUUUGUCAAAGGUUCAGGUGAUGCAGUAAAGACAAAAAAACAGGUAACUCUCCUUUUUCUUUUUUUGCAAAUUUGGGCUAAAGCUUCUGUGCUUUCCUUGUAAUCUCUACACUUGGUAGCUAGUUCAGUUGGAGCAUUACCCUAAUGUGAAUAAUGGCUAUUGGUUUUUUGUCAUGAUAAAUUGUCCCACACGUGCACACACAGAAUCUCAUAUAAACUUUCCGGGAACUUUCCUCAAACUUUGGAUGGCUCUGAGUGGUAAAUAUGGUUGCAGAAAGUAAUAG